CCCAAUUACCUCGCAGCUCGCUGCAGCACCAAACGCUCGUGUUCAGGACUCGCUGCUGGACUCUGGACACAUAUCAUCGCUGCCGGCUCGCUUUUGCCACCUCGCACUGCUCGCGAUGCCCUCGGCCCGCGAUAUCCUCGACGCCUUUCGAGCCGCCGGCACGAGUGAUGCCGCCGUCGACGCGAUCGCCUCCCUGGAGCUGUCCGCCGACGAUUUGUUAGAUCUCAAUCCGGCCGAGGUCUGGGGCGUGGCCGACGACGACGCCGAGCGCAUCGCUGGCGCGAUCGCGGCGUUCAACCGCCCGCCGCGCGUGCCCCAGCCGCCUGGACCGCCGCCGCCGCCGGGCGCGCUACCAGCGAUGCCGGGCGCGACGCCUAGCGCAGCGACGCCGGCGACCGGAGCGCGCUGUCUCGUCGUCGCGGGCCCGCCCGGCUCCGGCAAGACGACGCUCGCGGCCCACGCCGCCCGGUCCAUGAAGGCUUGUCUAGUAGAUAAAGACGCGCUCGAGUGGCCGCUGGCCAACUGCGCCUUAACCGCAGCCGGAGCGGCCAAGGACGACGCCUACUACAAUUCUCAAAUAAAGCCGAGCGCCUACGAGACGUGUUUCCGGGUCGCGGCCCAGAACUGCGCGGCGGGUCUCGAUGUUGUCAUCGUGGCGCCCUUCACGUCACUCGUCAAAGAUUCUACUUUUCUCGAGGCGCUCGCUAAGCGCUUCGGCGCGCGCGUCGCGCUGCUUUGGGUUUGUGCCGAUCCCGAGGCGUUGGCGAGGCGCCAGCGGCAACGACAUGCCGACCAGGACACGUCUGUGAAAGUCACGCUGCCCGCGCGACCAGUAUGUCCCCACGUGCUCGUGGACACGUCUGCCAUACGAGAAGCGGAGAUGAGGAGUACAGCGGUCGAUGCCGUUACGAGGGCCUUCUCUACUACCCAAACAACGGGACGGGUCCUCUGCGCGGGCCACGUCUGCGUGGAUGUUGUGCUCGAGGGCUGCGGCGAACUUAGUAGUAGAGAGGGCUACUGCGAAGUCCAAUCUACAAGACUGGCUGCUGGUGGAAGUGUAGCCAACUGCGCUUCUACUCUAGCGUCGUUGGAGGCGUACGGCGUCGACGCGCACUGUUGUGUGGGAGACGACGCGUUCGGGCGCUUUUUGCUCGACUACUUCCGUGAGAACAGUGUCGGCACGGCCCACAUCAAUGUCAAUGAAGAACACCCGACGUCGACGGCCUGCCUACCGGUCUACGGGAAGGACGGCAAGCGCGCCGUGUAUUGUGCGCAGGGGUGGAAUGCCCAUUUCGUUCCGAAUGUAGAUGUGGCGACGUACGACGCCAUUUUACUAGGUUAUCCCCACGUCAUGCCUGCGUUGCGGGGCGCGCCCCUGGCGCAGUUUGCAUCAAGAUGCGUCGAAGCGGGCACGUGUCUCUGUCUGGACGUGAACGAGGCGUCGGACGACUACGAAAUGCCGCUCGGCGACGCCUCGGACGCCUACGAAAAUAUUGGUGUAUUACACGGCAAUUUGGACGAGGCCGCGGCGUGUGUUGGAAGGAAGAAGGAAUUUCUAGAAAGAUACAACAUCAAGGAUGGAUUGGAGAACGUGCUGUCCAAUGCCGAGAUAGAAUCGAUUGCCCGUGCGUUGUUGAGGCGAGGCUGCGGCGUCGUGCUGUUCACGCUGGGCCCGUUGGGUGCUUUCGCGAUGACCAACGACGAGCCCACCCUCAGAAGGACGCUGGGGCGGCUGAACCACGGUCUGCAGCCGUCGCACGUCUCUCGUCGGGCGGCCUUCAAGGCAGACGGCGCCAUCGACACGGUCGGCGCCGGCGACGCGUUCCUCGCGGGCGCCGUGGCGUCGCUGCUGAGUGGCGGCGACCUCGACCGCGUCCUGGACGUGGGCCUGGCCGCGGCGCUCUGGCGCGUCGACGCCUCACGGAGCUCGCGGCCGCCGCGGCGGGGGGAGCUCGAGGAAUUGAUGGGGGGGCUCGAGCGGCUGCCCACGGUGGCGCGGACGGUAUACGACUUCGUCGCGUAGGAGGGUUUGUGUGUAAGUUUUAUAACCUGGU
Molecule: messenger RNA, 2054 nt
Organism: Pelagomonas calceolata
Lineage: Eukaryota; Pelagophyceae; Pelagomonadales; Pelagomonadaceae
Source: the annotation of a GenBank genome assembly